AUGGCUCCGACGGAAUCACUUUCUUUUGCUCUUGCUACGAGGACCGAAGUUACAGUUUGGGCUGAAACAACUGUGUUUGCUUUUAUGAACGUUUUGGCUUUCUUUGGCAAUCUUCUCACAUGUUACGCCGUGUACAGAAACCACAGACUCCGUACGCUUCCCAACAUGUUCGUAAUUGCAUUGGCUGUCAGCGACAUUCUAUUGUCUACCUGUUGUUCGCCUUUCACAGUUGUUACUCUAUUUCGUGGCCAGUGGGUGCUUGGCGAAACUUUUUGUGAGUUUUUUGCCUUCGGAGUGUUCAUUUUUGGAAUGGCUUCUCUUAAUACCAUGGGAAUUAUUGCAAUCAGCCGAUAUUUCCGCAUUGUUAAAUCAAACAAGUAUAUUGUCCUUUUUAAAAAGAACCGUACUCUGAUGUACAUCGCCACUGUAUGGUUCAUAGCCUUGUUGGGAUCUGUGCCUCCAUUGUUCUUCGAUAAAGAAUCAGGAUUUGAAUUCCAGCCUGGAAAAGCGAUGUGUGCGUAUUCAUUUGAGAGCAAUAUUCCUUUCACGUCCUUCACUGAAUUGUACAUUGGAACCCCUUUCAUAAUCAUUUCAGUCUGUUACGUCAAACUAUUCUGUGCAGUAUCACGCGCAAAUCGCGUCUUCUCGCACCAGAAUAAUUUCCAGCAAAUCCGAGCGAAUGUGGAAGAGGCCAAAGUUACCAAUACGUUGGCAGCAGUCAUGGUUGGAUUUUCAUGUUGUUGGCUGCCUGUAUGUGUAAUUGAUAUUACUGACGCCGCGCACGGGAAAAAAAUUCUUCCGCGACAAAUAUACCUCACUUACACUUCGUUAAUCUUCUUGAGCAGUACUAUCAACCCUUUCAUAUAUGGCGUCACGAAUAGGCGAUUCCGACGAGAGUACACAGCUAUCUUAAGUAAGAUUAUAACGCCUUUCCGAAACGGAGACAACUGAUGGCGUGAAAUUUUGACGCGUGCUAUCUAAGUAGUAGAGGAGUUUUUUCAUGUUCACAUUACCUCAUCUUAACACAAAUGGGAAAGGGGUGUUACAAACUGAGAUCUGAGUUCCUUCAAGGGGAACAAGAGAGACGCUUUUUAUAUUUGAAACAAGGAUUACAUAAAACCGUGUGCCCGUACAUCUAUAGAUUGUAGAUGACGUCAAAAUAUGACGAUAUCUAAAAAAUGGCACACGAGCCGCAGGCUAUAAAAUAAAUGAACAGACACACGGCAAAAUUAGAUUAAUAUGUCUUAAAUGAUGCGAAGAAAGUGCACCGGCAAAAAAUUUCAACUUGUUUCUUAGUGUUUAACUGUUCGAGUCGUGCGUUCCUGAUCAAGUAUCCUUUAAUAACCUAGGUUUUAGUACCCAGUGUCUUUUUGUAGCUCGUGUACAGCUCAUAGUUGUCUUCAACGGCCAUUUCUAGAGAGACCUUGAAACCAUUUUUAAAAUUUAUACGCCGUGUUGGACAAGGCAAUGGAA
Messenger RNA from Pocillopora damicornis (cauliflower coral), 1473 nucleotides. RefSeq names its product melatonin receptor type 1B-like. Gene Ontology annotation, biological process: G protein-coupled receptor signaling pathway. Gene Ontology annotation, cellular component: membrane. Gene Ontology annotation, molecular function: G protein-coupled receptor activity. Lineage: Eukaryota; Metazoa; Cnidaria; Anthozoa; Scleractinia; Pocilloporidae. The record is from RefSeq and is a predicted model, not a curated record.